Molecule: messenger RNA, 198 nt
Organism: Ambispora leptoticha
Lineage: Eukaryota; Fungi; Glomeromycota; Glomeromycetes; Archaeosporales; Ambisporaceae
Source: the annotation of a GenBank genome assembly
AUGGUACAGAAAACGUAUUCGUAUCCCGUAAUUAAUUACAGAUAUGCGGAAAAAACUCAAGGCAAGAAUAAGGCGCGUAAGACAUUCGAUAAACCUUCGUUUCACUUCUACAAAAUCUCUGUGGUUGGAUUAACUCAAGGGGGAACUAUUCCUACUGAAGGUGGACUUAUAUCAAGCGCAUUAUUGACUCUGAACUAG